This is a messenger RNA of Salvelinus namaycush (lake trout), 1542 nucleotides long. RefSeq names its product wiskott-Aldrich syndrome protein family member 3-like. The record is from RefSeq and is a predicted model, not a curated record. Gene Ontology annotation, molecular function: Arp2/3 complex binding; protein kinase A regulatory subunit binding; actin binding. The coding region runs from base 1 to 1542 and encodes 513 amino acids. Gene Ontology annotation, biological process: actin cytoskeleton organization; positive regulation of Arp2/3 complex-mediated actin nucleation. Lineage: Eukaryota; Metazoa; Chordata; Actinopteri; Salmoniformes; Salmonidae. The transcript has 8 exons. Gene Ontology annotation, cellular component: cytoskeleton.
AUGCCGCUGGUUAAAAGAUGCAUCGAGCCCAGGCACCUGUGUCGUGGAGCCGUGCCGGACGGGGUCACCAGCGAGCUGGAGUGUGUCACUAACAGCACCCUGGCAGCCAUCAUCAAACAGCUGGGGGGCCUGAGUCGACAUGCAGAGGACAUUUUUGGAGAGCUGUUCAAUGAGGCCAACAGCUUCUACAUGAGAAUGAACAGCCUCCAAGAGAGAGUGGACCUGCUGGCGGUCAAAGUCACCCAGCUGGACUCCACUGUGGAGGAGGUUUCGCUGCAGGACAUCAACAUGAGGAAGGCCUUCAAGAGCUCCACCAUCCAAGACCAGCAGGUGGUGUCCAGGAACUCCAUCCUCAACCCUGUCAUGGAGAUGUACCAUCGCUGUGACAAACCUCCACCCCUCAACAUCCUUAGCCCCUACAGGGAUGACAACAAGGAUGGUCUGAAGUUCUACACAGACCCGUCCUACUUCUUUAAUCUGUGGAAGGAGAAGAUGAUCCAAGCAACAGAAAACAAGCGGAAGGAGAAGAGGCGGCAGAAGGAGCAGAAACAGGUGGAGGACCCCAGCCGGGAGGUGAAGAAGGUGAGGAAGGCCCGUAACCGUCGUCAGGAGUGGAACAUGAUGGCAUACGACAAGGAGUUCCGCCCAGAAAACCGCCUCACGCCUUCACCCUACCAUGGCAUGUCCUCUGAGGGAUCUCUCUCUCCAGACAGGUCUGGUAUGUCUGAUGAGCUGUCCUACCCUGCCAGCCCUAACCACCCACCCCAAGAGGGAGCUGUCUUGGGUCCUGAUGGGAAGGAGCACCUCACAGGCCCCAACCAGACCCAGUCUCUGGACCGGGCCUACCGACCCCCUACUGCCGGCACCGCUGCAGCCCAAGCCCGCCAGCACUCCCUGGGCCGCGUGCAGCCCAACCAAGGACCCACACCCACAGAUCCCUCCCUAAACGGACCCCGGCCUGCAGCUGCCAAAGAGGCUAGCGGUCACCAGAUGCCAGAGCACUUUAUCCCUCCGGCCCCACCCCCACCUCCUCCCCUCAUCCCCUCAGCCCAGACGGCCUUCGACAGCACAGCAGGGCCUCCCACCCUGGCCCCUGCAGGUCUCCCCACCCUGGCCCCUGGCACCAUGGCCGCCCUGUCCCGCCCAUACAGCCCCUCACCCCCUCCACCCCCACCCGGCAGCUACUUCCCCUCUCCAUCCCACCCUGUCACUGGGGGACCCCCUGUUGCCCCUCCUCCACCCCCACCUGGUGGCCCCCCAACAUUCGCUCCCUCCCCAGCCCAUGCCAUGCACCCCUCUGGGAGCACACUGCCAAGGAAGGGCAAGGUGCUAGGCAUCCCGAUAAGCGACGCACGCAGCGACCUGCUGUCAGCCAUCCGCAGAGGCAUCCAGCUGAGGAAGGUGCAGGAGCAGCGUGAGCAGGAAGCAAAGAAGGAGCCAGUAGGGAAUGACGUGGCCACCAUCCUGUCCCGACGCAUCGCGGUGGAGUACAGCGAAUCAGAUGAGGACUCGGAGCCUGAGGAGAAUGAGUGGUCAGACUGA